UGCAGCACGGGGUCUGGUUUGACUGCGGAGCAGCACUGGAGCCUCAGUCUGCGUCGCAGUUACGGAUCUCUCUCUCUCUCUCUCCGUGUCCAGGUUCUUCUCUGAACUGGAUCCAUUCAGUGUUUUCACUGUAGAUGUUUGAAGAUCCGCUGACCUCACUUUUGUUUGGUCACUGCGCGCUGCGUAACUGGAGCCACUCAUCCAUCCACGGCUCUGGGAACAUUUCCUCCAGAGACUGAGCUGUUUCCCUGGGUGCAGGUGCAGAGAUGUGGCGUGGACUGUCCCUGUCUCUGUCCGUGUCUCUGUCCCUGUCCCUGUCUCUGCUGCUCAGCUUCACUCUGUGUGGACUUGAUGCUCUGGAGGAGACGAGCACAAGCGCAUGGCGAGUGAAGACGCAGCCAAUGACCGAGGCAACAGUGGCGGCCAAAGCGCACAGGGACGCUGCUUCUACCUCCACCUCCUCUUCCUCCACCUCAACCUCAACUUCCUCCUCUUCCUCUUCUUCACCCGCCAAAGCGCCGGAAAGUCUGCGGGAGGGAGAGCAGCUGUCCCCGGGGAGAGACGCCCCUGCUGUUGGCGCGAGAGGGAGAGACGAGCCGCCCACCGCGGAGCCUCUGGAGGACGAGCUGGACAACCAGGAGAACGUCAUCAGCCAGUUGCUGGGUGAUUAUGACAAAGUGAAGACCGUGUCGUCGGGGUCCGACUGCGUGUGCCGCUGCAUCGUUCGACCGAUCAAGCGCUCUGACUGUGGCGACGCGACCUCGGCCCCCCAAAGUGCGUACACCGUGGAGACGGUCACCAAGGGAACGGACUGUAAGAAGUGUGUGUGCAUGGCUCCGUCCUCCGCCGUCAACCCAUGCGAGGGAGAGUACAGGUUCAAGAAACUGCAGGAGGCCAGCAAGGACGACAUCAAGCUGGCGACAAUCAUCGACUUGUUGGAGGGCUCUCUGUAUGGACUGGACUUGUUGAAGCUCCAGUCUGUCACCACCAAACUGCUGAGCAGGAUGGACAACAUGGAAAAAGCCUUUGCUCGUAACCUCACAGAGAGAGCACGAGAGAAAGAACGUGCCAAGGACAGAGCAAAAGAAAAGGAGAAGGAGAAGAAGGCUCAGCAGAAAAAAAAGAAAGCAAAUGACAUGGGGAAUGUAGGACAGAAGGUUCGAGCGCCCGCCUACGCCAACAAGCAGAAGAAUCACGAAAGUCAGCCGAAGAAGAACCAAGAGCAAGAUGGUCUCGAACAACAGCAGCAGCAGCAGCCGGCAAGCAACAAGACGGGGAGUCAAAAGCCAGUCAAAGAGAAGAACAGCAUGGUUGUCAAAGGCGUGACCUUCUACAAGGCAGAAGAGAGCUACAAGGAGAACGACAGAGGGAGAGGAAGGAAUACUUCUUCAUGGGACUUGCUGAUUUCUGACCAGCUGCCACCUCUCAGGACUCUGCCCAUUCAGCGCCCAGCACCUGCACCCACUGUCAGCGCAGAACUGGACCUCAGGGACUUGUCAAGGCGAGAGAGCAACCCUACACCAACCCGGCAGCCAACCAGCCGCCGGACGACCACCAAACCAACGCCAACUACAGCCGUACCAGCCCCCACGACUGUGAUACCAUCAACAGCAGCUCCAGAACCAACACCGACUACACCAACAACUACGUCCCAACAAACUACUACUCAGAGAACAACUCCUCAGCCGACCACCCAGCACAGCACCGCGGCUUCACAUACACGUCCACCUGUUGACACGUCUCCUACAGCGGCACCUCAAGCUGGACCUAAAAGUCGACUUAGCUGGACAGAGAGUCCUGCUGACCGACCAAAGGCCACCAAAAAGCCUGGAGUGUGUAAGGACACGGUGGCCAGCCUCUCUGAUCCGGUCCAGCACAACUCUUACGGCCUGAGUGACGGUGCCUGGAUGAGAGAUGCACGUGGCCACGGCAAUGUCAUCUACCUCACCAGUGGUCACUAUGGCAACAGCCUCCUCGAGUUUCGCGACAUUGAGGCCCUCAAAUCAGGUCAGGCGAGUAAUUCAUACAAGCUGCCCUACAGCUUCACUGGAACAGGCCAUGUGGUGUUUAAUGGGGCCCUCUACUACAACCGCGCGUUCAGCAGGGACGUCAUCCGAUACGACCUGAGGCACAGAUACGUCGCUGCCUGGACCACACUGCACGAUGCCUUACUGGAGGAGCAAGGUCACAGGACACAGACUGAAGUGGAACUGGCUGUGGACGAGUCGGGUCUGUGGAUACUCUAUCCUGCUCUGGACACAGAAGGAUUUCACCAGGAGGUCAUCCUGCUUGUCCACCUCCAUCCCCGUGAGCUUCAGCCGAUUCGGACCUUCCGCACAGGUCUUCGGCGCGGUCGCUAUGGAAACAGCUUCCUUGUUUGUGGUGUGCUCUAUGCUGUGGACAGCAUGGAGCGCCACUACGCUAACGUGACGUACGCCUUUGACACACACACGCUCACACACACCGUGCCGAGCCUAGCUUUUACGAACAUGCACGGGCACACCUCACAGCUGGCUUACUGCCCGCUGGACAAGAAACUGUACGCGUGGGACAAUGGGCACCAGAUGAUGUAUGACGUCAUCUUCGCCUAUUAGCGUAAGUCAAGGUGAAAUGGACAGAGAGCAAUGUAGCAUGUUCAGCAAAGCGGUCAAAACAAAGCUGAAGACAGAAGGAUUGAGGCAACAGGAGAACUGAUAUUUGAUCACUGGAUCAGUCUACAGUAUAUACUGCUCAACCGCUGCUCUGUCUCUCUAUCACACACACGCACUCACACACACAAUAAGAAAGCCAACUCUCACACACAGUGGAGGCGUCAACUGAAAAGAGCAGCGUCAAGCCUUACUGAACUGCAUUGUGGGUCCGUAGCUUUGCUUUGCUUGCACUGUGUGCGUCAGAGGUUGAAAUUCACUAUAUGGACAAAAGUAUUCGGAUGACUGACUAUGACAAUAACAGGGACUGUAAUGACUUAAUACAUAUAUAUAGUACUAUAACACAGAGUUGGUCCCGCUUUUGUAGCUAGAACAUUUUCUGAGGUUUUUCCUCAAGAUUCUAUAGUCCUUGUUUUGUGCACAGGGGGAACAGUCAUGUUGGAAUAGAAAAGAGCCUUCCUUCAACUGGAAGCACAGAUUGUCCAAAAUGUCUUGGUAUGCUGAAGUGUUAAGAUUGUCCUUCACUGGAGAUGCGGGGCCUGAUGGAAACACCUGAAUUCAAUACUUAACAGGUGUGGCUAAAUAUUUUUGUCCAUAUAGUGUAUAUUACCGUAAAUACUCCAGCACAGGUGCUAGCUAAUCAAAUGGCCUUCAGCUCAAACACAACACAUCCCAAAAAGAGCUCUUGGACAAUGUUGUUUUUUGUCGGAAAAAGUGCACCCCAGCAAUGGCGAACAUCGUGUCACAUCAAAAUCACGUUAGCGACAUUAGCAACUCUUGCUACGUAGUUAGCCAUGACACAGCUCUGCUAAACUCUGAUUGCUACCCACCACCACCACCAAGCAUUAAGUUCAGAUCAUCACCCCAGCUGAUGUCCACAGAGUUACAACAUGCUUUUAGUCCAAACAGUUAAAAAAACUAGCCAGUAGGGGGAGCUCCCCUAAGAACUACUACAUGUAAGAGGAGGACAACAGCUUAUUUGGGCAAGUGUCUCAGUUUUGUGGUGAUGCGUUCAAAUUUAACCACUAUAUUUUACUUCAGACGUUAUUAAAGAAAACUUAAGCAUAUAAAAAAAAAAUGACAAAAACAUUUAUAUAUAUUUUUUAAAAAAAGAUGUAGGUUUGUUUCCUCCUGCAGGUUCUGGAGCCCUUUUAGAUGCUCUUAUGUCGGGAUCAGACGACACGGCAUUUUUGUCUUUCACGAUGGUCACCAUGUCGUAUCUUGUUCUGGGGAACUAGCAACACUAAGCAAGUAUGACGCCCCCCCCGACCAAUCAUCGUUCAUGUGCGAGUUCAUAGGUCAUCAGGGAGGCGGGGCAAGGGCAGUCAAUUAUUAUCUCAGCGUUGCUGAAGUGCCUCCACUAUCUAGCCAACAUUUUUUUUUAACUUUGUCGUGAUAGUCCUUUGACAAGACUUUAAAGAGUCAGAGGCAUAUUUCAGGGUCACUAACAUACUUAUGUUUAUGUCUGUAUGUUAUGCUGCGUCAGAGCACUCUGCCAAUGUCCAGGAGCAGGUAUUCUAGCUAGUUUGAAGAAAAUUCUAACAUCUGGGUUUCGUGGAGCAGCCCAGACACCAAAUCUCUGUUCUUCAGUUAUGUUAAAUUACACAUCCCGACGUUCAUACUCAGGUCUGACACUGGAAAUGUGUCAUGACCAAAGUGCUUGAAAAUCGGCAUGAAUUUUGUGUCGUCUGAUCCCGGCAUAAUCUCCUAAGAAUAUAUAGGAGGCAUUUUUAAAUAUAUACUGAUUGUGAGGAAUGCAUUUGUAAAAUGAGGGACUCACAAUAUUAUGUGUACAUACAAAGACUGUAUAUACUGAAUAGUGAUGUUUUUAUAACGUAUGUCUGCUUAACGUGUUGCCUAUUUACUGUCAUACGCUGAGCAGAGAAGCCGUGUGCUGUUAGUGCUUCACCGGUUAAUGGAGUUCAGUCACAAAUUUCACGCCAACACAUUAAGAUGUUCCUCACAUCAGUUUUUUUUUUUUAACCCAAGACAAGGUUAAUUUCAACUGCGGCCUUUUUGGUUUGUUAAUUUAUAUUAAAAUGUUUCUAAAGAUGA
Molecule: messenger RNA, 4703 nt
Organism: Solea senegalensis (Senegalese sole)
Lineage: Eukaryota; Metazoa; Chordata; Actinopteri; Pleuronectiformes; Soleidae
Product: olfactomedin-like protein 2B
Exons: 9
Coding region: 267-2594 (775 amino acids)
Biological process (GO): signal transduction
Source: RefSeq, a predicted model, not a curated record